Leptosia nina is the source of this 555-nucleotide messenger RNA. NCBI's taxonomy places the organism in Eukaryota, Metazoa, Arthropoda, Insecta, Lepidoptera, Pieridae. The record is from the annotation of a GenBank genome assembly.
AUGAUUACGCUUAAUAAAAAAAUUCGUAGACAAAGUUCUGAAAGUACAAACGGUGUGAUCUCUGACAGUGGUAAGCGAAUUUCAGUCAGGGACAAAUUGCUAGUAAAGGAAGUGCAAGAAAUGAACGAAAACCUUCCAGUUACAUGUUCUGUUCAUUUCGAAGAUGCAAAUGUUCUCAGUGAAUUUAUAUUAACAGUGGAGCCUGAUGAAGGCUACUGGGAUGGUGGAAAAUUUACGUUUAGUGUAUUUGUUACAGAGGAUUAUAAUAUGGCGCCCCCCAAAGUAAAGUGUCUAACGCGGUUGUGGCACCCCAAUAUUAAUUUGGAUGGAGAUAUUUGCCUUUCAUUAUUAAGACAAACCUCUAUUGACGAACAUGGCUGGGCUCCUACCAGAAGAUUGAAGGAUGUUGUCUGGGGCCUCAAUUCCUUAUUUACUGAUCUCUUAAAUUUUGACGAUCCACUCAAUAUAGAGGCAGCUGAAAUGUAUAAAAAAGAUAAAGUAGAAUUUCAAACUAAGGUGCAAGAGUACAUUGCAGUUACCAAAGAGAAAAGGUGA